Myzus persicae (green peach aphid) is the source of this 2232-nucleotide messenger RNA. Its product is annotated as putative fatty acyl-CoA reductase CG8306. NCBI's taxonomy places the organism in Eukaryota, Metazoa, Arthropoda, Insecta, Hemiptera, Aphididae. Gene Ontology annotation, biological process: long-chain fatty-acyl-CoA metabolic process. Gene Ontology annotation, cellular component: peroxisome. Gene Ontology annotation, molecular function: alcohol-forming very long-chain fatty acyl-CoA reductase (NADP+) activity. Bases 664 to 2217 code for a protein of 517 amino acids. The transcript is spliced from 10 exons. The record is from RefSeq and is a predicted model, not a curated record.
UUCCAUCAGUUUCCAUCUCGUCUCUCUCUUAAUGUAUAUAAAUUAUCUACUUGUGUAGUUGUGUGUAUUCCACCAGUAAACCGUAACCCGUAUGCACACUGGUACUUGGUCGAUUUACGAACCGGGAUUAAACCGGUCCACGCAAUGCGGAAAUGUAGGCGUGUUCGGCGUUUCCAAAAUUUCAUUAAAACUCGGUGCAGAACACGAGCUGUUAUCAAAAUAAUAUGUCUGAUGUCAUAAAACUGUACCCGUUGGUCCCGUUGAAAUAUUAUAUUAUAAUCGCGAUUGUACCUUUAUGAAUUUUGCCAAUGCUUUCGAUGCGAACGCCAUAUUAUGCACAUUUCGUGGCUUCGUGCUUUUGGGUUGGCUUCCAUAGUUGAUAAUCAUAAUAAUGACUAACGGGUGCCUAAUAACUACAUGGUCCGCAAACCGCAUCCUACCUUUACCGCUCUUCCACCGCCCCUCCUCCAAACGCCCGACGACGACUACACACGUUUUCCCGUAGCAAUAGGCAGAUGAAAAUAAAUCACAUCUACAUCCAUUACUAUUGACUUGUGUUCAAUCUUCUACCGACACUCUAGUGUCCAAUUGCUGAUAUUGUGCUAUACAUCUUAAUUUUUGCACUUCAUAUUUCAUUAGAAGAAAUAUUUCCAACCAAGCAAAAUGACGUACGAGACAGUUAAAACAUUUUAUACAAAUAAAAACAUAUUUCUAACGGGUGGUUCUGGUUUUGUUGGGGUUUCUUAUAUUGAAAAAGUACUCAGGAGCAUGCCAAAUGUUGGAAGUAUAUUUGUUUUACUUCGGCCACGGAAGGGACAAGGCAUCCAAGAAAGAUUGGAUACUAUGAAAAACAAUUCGGUAUUUGAUGUUAUUAAAACUUCCGAUGGUUUUGAUGAAUUAUUAAGUAAAAUAAAACCUGUAUGUGGAGAUAUAUCUGAGGAAAAUUUAGGAUUAUCAGAUGACGAUUUCAAAAUGCUUUGUGACAAUGUUAAUAUUGUAGUUCAUUGUGCAGCCACAUUAGAUUUUGAAACUGAUCUCAAGACAGCUGUAACUGUCAACUUAUUGGGUACCAAACGUAUAGUAGAGCUGAGCAAAAAAAUAAAAAACCUUCAAUGUUUAUUGCAUGUGUCUAGUGCCUAUGUUAAUAGUAAUAAAAAUUAUGCAAUGGAAAAAAUUUAUGAUGCACCAGCGAAUUAUAAUGAUAUUAUUAAUUAUACUCAAACUACAGACACUGAGAAAUUAAACAGCGGUGCUGAAAAGAUCAUGGGAGAUCACAUUAAUACUUACACGUUCACUAAAGCUUUGGCUGAACAUGUUGUUAAUGAUGCCAGAAAUAUUAUUCGUACCUGUAUAGUACGACCAAGCAUGAUUGUUGCUGCAUGGAAAGAGCCUGUUGAAGGCUGGACAGUAUCAAAAAAUGGUCCUCAAGGAUUCAUAAUGGGUGCUUCAAAAGGAGUAGUAAGGCGUUUACCAGUGAACAAGUCUUUAAUAUAUGAUUAUAUACCAGUAGAUGUGGUGAUAAAUACAAUGAUUGCUAGUACAUGGUUUAGUGCUCAAUUGCCAGAUAGUACACCAACCGUAGAUGGGCAAACACCAAUAUUUCAUUGUACAACAAGCACAUGCAAUCCAUUCCGUUGGAAUGAUAUUUCAUCGAUACUGACAACUACUUUACAUAAUUAUCCCAUUCGUGGAGCUGUGUGGUAUCCAAAUAUAAAAUUUUUACCCAAUUUAUUCAUGUAUUGGAUUUCUUCAGCCAUUUUUCAUUUUAUUCCAGCUUACAUAUUAGAUUUUGUUACCAAAAUCUCUGGCGGAAGACCAAUCCUUGUACGAUUACAUAAAAAUGUGAACCGAUCACUCAGUAAACUUGCACCAUUUAUAUUUAAUGAAUGGAAAUUUGAUAACGCUCGUACGCUUCGCCUACAAGAAGAACUGAGCGUGGAUGACCAAUCUGUAUUUUACAUCGAUCCUACAUCCCUAAAUUGGACUCCAUAUUUUAUAAACCUUACAUUGGGAGUACGGAAAUAUUUACACAAAGAAAGUGAUAAAACAAUGAAACAAGCUUUGAAAAAAAAUUUUUUUUUGAUGUUGGCAAAUACUGGUGUACAGUUAUUGGCAGUGACUGGAAUUUGGUAUUUAUCUUCAUUCAUAACCGGUACACCAUUCUUAUCCAACUAUUGGGCUGCAUUAAUAGUAAUUAUUUUUGGAUAUAUUUUUUAAGUUCACUAAUUAAAA